This is a messenger RNA of Sphenostylis stenocarpa, 1896 nucleotides long. NCBI's taxonomy places the organism in Eukaryota, Viridiplantae, Streptophyta, Magnoliopsida, Fabales, Fabaceae. The record is from the annotation of a GenBank genome assembly.
AUGAGAUUGAGGUGUGAUCUCUUUGAGUGCUGCUUCACUAGCACAUCUUCUGAUACAUUUCCAAAGCACAGUAAGUCGAAGUGGCGAAUAUUUUCGUAUAAGGAACUUGCGAAAGCCACAAAUUAUUUUGAACAAUCUCAUUGUCUUAGAAAGGGAAUUGAAAAGAGAGGCUUUACCACUCAAUAUUACGGAACACUUGAGGAUGGACGUGAGAUUACAGUACAGUGCUUUAAAGAAGACAAGCGCUACAUAUUGCAACAGUUUAUCAAUGAAACUGUUAUCCUAAAUUACUUGCCUCACAAAAAUAUUGUGUCAAUUUAUGGGUGUAGUUCUCAUCACGAGGAACCUCUACUAGUGCAAGAGUACCUAUCCAAUGGAAAUCUUGCUGCUCAUUUUCAAAGUAACAUUUCACUACCUUGGCAUAAACGACUGGAUAUAGCCAUUGAUAUUGCAAAUGCAUUGGACUAUCUUCACUAUUACGGCAUCAUCCACCGGAAUGUGAAGUCCAGCAAUAUUCUCCUACAUGAGAACUUUUCUGCUAAAGUUGGUAGCCUUCAUUUAUCACGGAAACUUCCAGAUGGAGUUCCUGUUGAUGCCACCCAUCUUACUAGUGAUAGAGUAGGUUCAAGUGGUUAUAUAGACCCAGAGUAUUUGACAAAAGGCCAGCUUAGCGUAAAAAAUGAUGUUUAUAGCUUUGGAGUGGUGUUGUGUGAGCUUCUAUCAUCACAGCUGGCAAAAAAUUGGGUUCUGAAUGAAGAGGAAAAUCUUGCUACCCUUUUAAGUAGAAAACUUGAAAACCAAUCUUUGGUGGAGCUGUUGGAUCCAAGACUUGGGUUCCAAUCAAACCUUAUGAUCAAGCAGGUGAUGACUGCUACAGCUGAGCUUGCAGUUCUGUGCAUGAAAUGUCCACAAGAAUCAAGGCCAAACAUGGAACAGGUGCUAGAGAUUCUGUAUCAAAUGAAGCAAGGGAGAUAUAAAAUAAACUCUUUCUGCACUAAAGCUCUGAAAAUCUUCCACCACGCCGACCUUGAAGAAGCUACUAACAAUUUUGGCACUUGCCUUGGAGAGGGAGGGUACGGCAGCGUGUACUAUGGAAAACUUAAAGAUGGGCUAGAGGUUGCAAUAAAACGUUUCCAUGACGAGAACGAGACAGAAGAGACCAUUAACCAAUUCAUGAAAGAAAGUGAGAUCUUAGGUCUCUUGCACCAUCAAAAUCUGGUUUCACUUUAUGGCCGCACUUCUCGCCAUAGCAACAAACACAUGCUAGUGUACGAGUACAUCUCCAAUGGAACUCUUUCUAAACAUCUUCAUGAAUCCUCCAGCAAACUACCAUGGCAUACUAGAUUGAACAUUGCCAUCGAAACUGCGACUGCCUUAGUAUAUCUGCAUGACUCAGGCAUCAUCCACCGGGAUGUGAAAGGGAGUAAUAUCCUGUUGGAUGAAAAUUUUAUUGUUAAAGUUGCAGAUUUUGGAUUCUCACGGUCUCUUCCAGACCAUGUUACUCAUGUUACAACUAUUCCAGUAGGAACUCGUGCUUACAUAGAUCCUGACUACUACUUAUCUGGAAGGGUCAGUAACAAAAGUGAUGUCUACAGUUUUGGAGUGGUCUUGUUUGAACUCAUAUCAUCUAUCCGCCCAAGUUUAGUGGCAGGCACAGAUAAUACUCUUGCACAGUUUGCAAAGGACAAAAUCUUGAACAGUGAAUUAAAAGAGAUAGUGGAUCCUAGUUUUUGGCGUGGUUCUGACAAAAACAUUGUGAAAAUGGUAACAGCAGUGGCAGAGUUAGCAUUUCAGUGUGUGCAGUGUCCCAAGGAACUCAGACCAUCCAUGAAACAGGUGCUAGAGACCCUGGAGGGCAUAAGGAAAGGAAAAUGGGGAUUCAACCAGAUAACAUAG